AUGAAGUCGAUAGACGCUGUUCUCUGUCUCCUCGUGCCGGCUCUGGUGCUGCUGCACCUGGCUGUCGCGCCCUACACCAAGGUCGAGGAGUCGUUCAACGUGCAGGCCGCGCACGAUGUGCUGGUGUACGGCAUGCCGACGGGUCCAGGCGCUGCCGCCCGGCUGGCCGCCCGUUUCGACCACGUCGUCUUUCCGGGUGCCGUGCCACGCACCUUUGUCGGCGCCGUUGUGCUGGCCGGCCUGAGCCAGCCGGCUGUUCUGGCCGUCGACGCCGUCGUGGCCGCCGCUCUCCUACUGCUCACCCGGUCGCUCGGCCAAGCCUGCGGAUGGGCUGCUGCGCGCUGGUAUCUCUUGCUGCAGCUCGGCCAGUUCCACGUCUUCUUUUACGCCUCCCGCACGCUGCCCAACAUGUUUGCCUUUUUCCUCACCACCCUGGCCUUUGCCUUUCUGCUCAACCGACCGGGCCUUUCGACCGGGACCAGGACCACAAAGACAAGGACAACCCCCUCGGGCCGUCUUCGCGUCGCCGUCUGCCUCUUCGUCCUCGCUGCCGUCGUCUUUCGCGCCGAGGUCGCCCUCUUGCUCGCCGCUGUCGCCGUCUAUCUCGUCGCCGUGCCGAUGGCAUCCAUCCAGCAGCUUGUUCGCACCGGCACCGUCGCCGUCGCCGCUGCUCUCCUCGUCUCCGUUCCCCUCGACACCUUCCUCUGGCAGCGGCCCCUGCCCUUCUGGCCUGAGCUGCACGGCUUCGUCUUCAACGUCUUGCACGGCCAGGCCAGCGCCUGGGGCACGUCGCCUUGGCACUAUUACUUCUCCAACGCCCUACCGCGCCUCCUGCUCAACCCGCUCGCCCCCCUACUGCUCGUUCCGCUUGCCCUCGUCCGUCCGGCUACCCGUGGACCCGCCCGCCUGCUCGUCUUCCCCUCCCUCGCCUUUGUCGCCGUAUACUCGCUGCAGCCACACAAGGAGGCUCGUUUCAUUCUCUACGUCGUCCCACCACUGACCGCUGCUGCUGCCUUGGGGGCCGACCAGCUGGUCAAGAUUGCCUGCAAGGACAAAGGAGAUGCGUUGAAGACAGAACAGACAAUGGAAACAAAGGACACAAAAGACACAAAGAAAACAAAAGAAAACAAAAACACAAAAAGCACCCCUUUUCCCCUCCCCUCUCUUCUCCUCGCCGCUGUCGUCCUCUCUGUUCCCCUCUGCUUCGUCGCCAGCACCGCCAUGCUGCUCGUCUCUGCUCUCAAUUACCCUGGCGGCGAGGCUCUGGCCGCCCUGCGCGACAUCGUGCACGUCCGCCCCCAAGCCGCUGUUGCUGCCGCUCCUGUCGUGGCCGCCCACGUCGACGUGCUCGCCUGCAUGACCGGCGUCACCCUGUUCGGCUCCUCGCUGGGGCCGGCCCUGUCACUCAAUCCGGCCGCUGGCCAACUCGUCGUCGACAAGACUGAGGAUGUCGCCCGCCUGAGAGACCCGACUUUUUGGAUGCAGUUCGAUUACGUAAUCGCCGAACCACAAGACGACCUACAAGAGACUGACCAUCAACGCGACUCGGCUCCGGCUUACCGCUUGGACGCCGACCACUGGCAGCCCGUCGCCGUCGUGCACGGCUUUGCCGGCAUCGAGCUGCUGCGGCCUGGACAGAAUGGCCCAGACGACGACGACGAAGAGACCACAUCGCCACCGGUCGUUGGCCACGGCGCCACUGUCGCGCUGCUGCGUCGCUACGUUCGCAGCCUCACAGGCGGCUGGUGGAUCGGCCCACGCAUGCUGCCACGGCUCCAGAUACUGAAGCAUAUCAAGGCUGACGACAUCUACGAGACCGACUGA
Molecule: messenger RNA, 1824 nt
Organism: Grosmannia clavigera kw1407
Lineage: Eukaryota; Fungi; Ascomycota; Sordariomycetes; Ophiostomatales; Ophiostomataceae
Product: alpha-mannosyltransferase
Exons: 3
Coding region: 1-1824 (607 amino acids)
Biological process (GO): protein N-linked glycosylation
Cellular component (GO): endoplasmic reticulum membrane
Molecular function (GO): alpha-1,6-mannosyltransferase activity
Source: RefSeq, a predicted model, not a curated record